Messenger RNA from Schistosoma mattheei, 1884 nucleotides. NCBI's taxonomy places the organism in Eukaryota, Metazoa, Platyhelminthes, Trematoda, Strigeidida, Schistosomatidae. The record is from the annotation of a GenBank genome assembly.
AUGAAUUCUAAAUAUUCACAUAGAUCUAUUAGUGUAAAACGAGAUUUAUAUUCAUUGAAUCAAAGUGUUUCGUCACCAUCAUCAUUGUCCUCAUCAUCAACAACAACAACAACAACAGCAAUAUCGUCGUCUUCUUCAAAGACUGUUGAUUCACAGCAUAGUGGAUAUGUUAUUGUAUAUUCGGUCACGGCAAAUGAUGUUAUUUAUUCAAUUAAGCAUAAAUGGAGAAUAAAUAAUGAAUUAACGUCGUCAAAUCUUUUGGGAACAAUUUAUAUCGUGUUUAUUGUCAGUUGUCUUAUAUUAUUACUCUUGUUUACUUCAAUAACAAUAUUCAUUGUGUUUAUUAUUAAGAGAAAUCGUCUAAAUCAGACAAAAUUCAUUGGACUACAUACUGUUGAAUAUUGUGAAGAUGAAGAAGAUGGAUAUGAAUUACGUGAAGAGUACAAAUCCCCAGUUAUUCCUUUAAAAAUUCCGCGACAACCAGAUCCGAUAAACAUUAAUGACUUCAUGAAUUGGUCUGAAAAGAAUAGGAAUAGUUUAAGAGAAGAAUUCAAGUCAUUGAAUAUUCAUUCAUAUAGACAAGAACAAGCGAAACAUCUUACAUGUACCAUUGGUCAACGUCCAGAAAAUCGUCUUCGUAAUAAGUAUCGUAAUCUUUUACCUUUUGAUCAAAAUUAUGUACAAUUGUCAAGUGCCUUGAUAUUACCUGAAUCGGAACAGAUUAAUUCAGUUGAUCAGUCAAAAGAAAAUGGAGUUAUUAUACAUAACGAUGAAAAUACCAAUCAGAAUGAGGACAUUAUCAAUGUCUCUCAAGGACUGCCUGACAUUGGUAGCGAACAAUGGAUUCCAUCCAAUUAUAUGAAUGCUAGUUGGAUCCCAACGCCAGUUGAUCAUACACGCAGUUUAUUCUGGCAAAUGGUUUGGGAUCAUCAUGUUCAUUUGAUUGUUACACUUACUAGAUCAAUGGAAAAUGGUAAAGAAAAAUGUUCUGUCUAUUGGCCGACAGAUAGUGAUAAUGAUGAUGACACCUCCGAAUUAUAUUCCAAUAAAUAUCUUCAAGCUAAUUCAAAACGUAUAGUUCAAUUUGGACGGUUUAAAAUUCAUCUUUUGUCAAAAACAAAUUAUUCAAUAUAUAUUAGACGUAGUUUUAAACUGUACGAUUGUAAAACAUUAAACAAUGAACAAUAUCGAAAUAUUGUUCAAUUGCAUAUGCUUAAUUGGCCCGACUUUUCAACACCAUCAAAAGAAGAUUUUCUUCGUUUACUUUAUGCUUAUUGGACUGAAAGACGUCUUUCAAUGAAUAAUUCACCAGUUCUUGUACAUUGCAGUGCUGGUGUUGGAAGAACUGGUACAUUUAUUUGUUUAGAUCAAUUAUGUCAACAAGUUCGAUAUUAUUUACAACCAAAUUUACAAAUUUUUCUACAUAAAAUGAAUCAAAUCAAUGAACCAAUUUAUGUUAAUUUAAAUAAAGAAGAUAGUGGAGUUGAUGAAGGUGAAGUAGGUGAUUUCAAUGAAGAAUCAUCAUCAGCAUCAUCAUCAUUAUCAUCAAUAUCAAUAAAACUCAAUAAUAGAAAUGAGAAUUUGUCAAAUAAUAAACAAAAUGAAUCCAUGGAAGAUCAUCAUUCAACAAUACACGAAAAUCUUCUUCAUAGAAACUCUUUAAAUAUAUCCAUCGACAAUGAAAAACGUACAAAACGUUUCUUAUUUCAUCGACGAAAUUAUAAUAAUACACAAUCUUUAAAUAUAUUCAAUACUGUUUUAUGGCUACGAUCUAAACGUAGUCAUAUGGUUCAAACGAUGGAUCAAUAUAUAUUUAUCUAUGAAUGUUUAUCAUGUUUUAUUAAACAACUGAAAGAACAAAAUAGAAUCUAUGAAAAUAUAUAA